AUGCGUCAUCUUACAACAUCAGUGAUAUUAACCUAUAAAUCAACGCUGUCGGAUGAGCAAUAUAAAGAUCAAUUGAAUGAAACUGAAUAUUUGACUAUUUUACUUGAUUACUGCUCGCAGCGUUUUAUUGACGACUUUGCAUAUUGUUAUCAAAUUAAUACCACUCAUUUUAAAGAAGCAUUUGCUGAUGCGUUAAAUUGGAAAAAUGGUUUUAUAGCUAAAUUAUCUGGUAGUCGUUUAAGUGGUCUAGUUGAAGAAUAUUUUGUUGAAUCAGACGACGAUCAAUUUUCAAUCGCCGGUGGUGAUACAGAUAUUAUGUUUGAGCCACAAGAUGCUUUUGUAUCAGAUAUAGAUACAGGAUCAUUAUCACAAAUCGGAUUCGUUGAAAUAACACAAUAUCCUGGUUUCUAUUAUAUCGAGUAUAAUUCUAAAACAAAAUAUCAUUCAACGUUGAAAAAUCUAGAUAUCUUUGAAAAACGCAAUGAUAAACAAUAUGUAUCUAGCAAAAAAUUAACAGAUUUAUUGCAUAAUGAAUUUUUAAAAUAUAGUGAACGUGGUCCAUGUUUGAUAGAAUUGCAUGGACCGGCUGUUUCAACUACUUUAAAGGAUGACACAUCAUCACAAGAUUUUGUGUUUUCAUUGCCAAUGUUAAAAAUACCAUAUCAUAUACGUGAACAAUGGCUUAAUCGUUCAAAAGAAUGGCCAUCCAUAGAUGUUGUUGAAAUGGUAUCAAAUUCAGUAUGUCAUUUAGUACCUAAACGGUGGAAUACGAUUAAUGAAGUUGAAGAAGAUCCAUUAACAUGGCGAUUAUCGUUAAGUUUUGCAGAAGUAUUAUUGACAAAUUCAUGGACUAAAAAACAAAGACAGUUUUAUUUAUUAUUAAAGUCAUUUGUACAAGAAUUAGCACCAGGUAUGUUACGCCCAAUUAUGUCUUUAUUAUCCUUCUUUAUUGUGAAACUUGAUUGA
Messenger RNA from Rotaria sp. Silwood2, 966 nucleotides. The record is from the annotation of a GenBank genome assembly. NCBI's taxonomy places the organism in Eukaryota, Metazoa, Rotifera, Eurotatoria, Philodinida, Philodinidae.